AUGCCGAGCUCCCACACCCCAUCGCUGAACAGCGUCAACGAGAAUGCCUGCUAUGACAUCAAAGGUCACUAUAGGUUAGUCCUGAUGGGGGCUGCUUGCGUAGGCAAAACAGCAAUCGUACACCAGUUUCUGUACGACUACUUCCCGACCGAGUACAUGCCAACGGUAGAAGAGCUGUACAGGGGUGAGUACGAUGUAGGUAAUACUGGUUUAGUACUUGACAUCCUUGACACUAGUGGUACUUAUGAGUUUCCAGCCAUGCGAAAACUUGCUGUUGACACUGGAGACGCUUUCAUCCUGGUCUACGCCAUCAACGACGACAAGUCUUUCGAGGAAGUUCGAAGACUGAAGCAAAUGAUUCUGGAACACAAGCAAUCCGACGUUCCCAUAGUAGUGGUUGGCAAUAAAUGUGAUCUCGAAAAGCAGAGGAUGGUGCAGAAGGAGGUCGCCGAUACAAUCGUCACCAUCGAUUGGGAAAAUCGAUUCGUGGAGUCUUCUGCCAAAGAGGGCUGCAACAUCGUGAAGAUUUUCAAGGAAAUCCUCGUCCAAGCCAACUUUCCUUAUGAUCUGAAUCCAGCGGUCCAGAAACGGAGAACAUCUCUCCCCCUCUACGCAUUGCCGAAGUCCAAUAACAAUGUCAUCAAGAACAAGAAGAUCAAGCGAAACAGUUGCGCUGUUUCAUAA
Messenger RNA from Uloborus diversus, 684 nucleotides. RefSeq names its product ras-related protein Rap-1b-like. The coding region runs from base 1 to 684 and encodes 227 amino acids. The transcript has a single exon. Gene Ontology annotation, molecular function: GTPase activity; GTP binding. The record is from RefSeq and is a predicted model, not a curated record. NCBI's taxonomy places the organism in Eukaryota, Metazoa, Arthropoda, Arachnida, Araneae, Uloboridae.